AUGGAUUAUCAGGAGGAACAGAAUCAAGAACUGGAAGUUUUAGAAUCCAUUUAUCCCGAUGAGUUACAAGUGAUGAAACGCACAUAUCCCGAUGUGCAUUUUCGAAUCUUAUUGAAGUUAGAACUACCAAUUGAAGAUCUGAGCAUAUUGACCAAAGAACACAGUAUUGAAGUUGAUUUCCAUCUUCCGGCCAAUUAUCCCGAUGAAGCUCCAAUAAUUGCAUUACACCCUGUAGAAACAUCACUGGCGGGUUAUGAAGAUUCAAAAUCAAAAGAAGAUGAAGAACAAGCUUAUGACGAUCAUGGUAACAAAAUCGUAUCUCGUCUACAUGAUAAUGCUAAUAGUAUUCAUUUUGAUAGUUACAUCCCUGAAUUACAAGUACAAAUUGAAGAACACAUCAAGGAUGAUAUGUUGUUAGGAAUGCAAAUGUGUUUUGCCCUAUUGACCUCAAUCAAAGAUCAUUGUGAAUCUUGGUUUCAAGAACAAUUCGAAAACUUAGAAAAGGAACACGAAAGGGAAUUGCAAGAACGUGAAAAGGAAGAACAACGUAAAUUUUUAGGUACAGCUGUUACGCCAAAAUCAUUUUUAGAAUGGAGAGCUAAGUUCCGCAAAGAGUUCAAAAUUGAUGAAAGAGACUCGAGCAGAAGAUCACUCAUGCACCAUGGCAGACUCACAGGACGUCAAAUAUUCGAAGAAGGUCUUGCUGGGGAAGAAGAAGAAGAGGAACCAAACGGCGAAGUGGAUCAAUUGGGUAAUAAACUCAAGAAGAGCAUCUAG
Messenger RNA from Zygosaccharomyces rouxii, 777 nucleotides. It is a transcript of the gene GIR2, whose product is annotated as Gir2p. The coding region runs from base 1 to 777 and encodes 258 amino acids. The record is from RefSeq and is a predicted model, not a curated record. Gene Ontology annotation, biological process: cytoplasmic translation. Gene Ontology annotation, molecular function: protein binding. The transcript has a single exon. NCBI's taxonomy places the organism in Eukaryota, Fungi, Ascomycota, Saccharomycetes, Saccharomycetales, Saccharomycetaceae.